Molecule: messenger RNA, 1398 nt
Organism: Cajanus cajan (pigeon pea)
Lineage: Eukaryota; Viridiplantae; Streptophyta; Magnoliopsida; Fabales; Fabaceae
Gene: OBP1
Product: OBF binding protein 1
Biological process (GO): regulation of DNA-templated transcription
Molecular function (GO): DNA binding; DNA-binding transcription factor activity
Source: RefSeq, a predicted model, not a curated record
UGCAUCUAAUGUAGAAUGUAGAGAGAGAGAGAGGGGAAAGGGAAUUAAUUAAAUUUGUGUUAAGAGGAAAAUUGAUUGGAUUGGAUUGGAUUGGGGAAGAGAGGAGAGGGGUUGGUUGGUGCAGAAGGCGCAGCCCUAUUAGCCGACCCAAAUAGAGAGAGGGUCUUCUGGAGCCGACUGAAAUGUCGUGCUUAACAGAACACUGUAAAGCUGAUCCCACUCUGCCUCAUAUAAGCCUCAGAAGAUGUCUCUGUUUCCACCGCAGAUAUUCUCUCUCUCACUCUCUCUCUCCUUUCCCAUAAAACCCCCCUUCAGGCUUCACCCACCCACUCCACACCAAAACCUUCUCACUCUCACACAUCAUCAUCAUCAUCAUCACCAUCACCAUCACCACUCCUCCCAUUUUCAAAAAAAUCUCAACUUGCUCACACUCUCGCAACCCACCCAAUGCCAUCGUCGAAUUCCGGCGAGAGCCGCAGAGCGGCCAAGCCUCAAACCUCCGCCGGAGCUCCUCCUCCGCCGGAGCAAGAGAACCUCCCCUGCCCCCGCUGCGACUCCACCAACACCAAGUUCUGCUACUACAACAACUACAACUACUCCCAGCCGCGCCACUUCUGCAAGGCCUGCCGCCGCUACUGGACCCACGGCGGCACCCUCCGCGACAUCCCCGUCGGAGGCGGCAGCCGCAAGAACGCCAAGCGCUCCCGCACCCACCACUCCGCCACGUCAUCGUCCUCCUCCUCGAUGACGUCAGCGCCGGACCCUACUGUACCUGCAUUGGCACCCAUCGCCACGAGCCAAGGGGGGUCCAUGCAGUUCGGAGUUGACGGCGACGUCAAACAGAGUAACGUCAGCGUCUGCGGGAGCUUCACUUCGUUGCUGAACAACACCCAGGGCUCUGGCUUUCUGGCCCUCGGCGGGUUUGGGCUUGGGCUUGGACACGGCUUCGACGACAUGGGCUUCGGGAUUGGGAGGUCGGGUUGGGCCUUCCCUGGAAUGGUCGACGGGGGUAACAUUGGCGGCGGCGUUGCGGCUUCCGGCGUCAACACGUGGCAGUUAGAAGGUGGCGAGGGUGGGUUCGUUGGUGGAGAUUGCUUCUCUUGGCCUGGACUUGCCAUUUCAACACCGGGGAAUGGUCUUAAAUGAAUUGCAUUUUUUUUUAAUGGUUUGGGUGCAAUGGAGGGUGUGCUUGAGGUUCAUGUUUAGGGUUACUAUUUCCAGGGUAUAAUCAUCUGUGAAAUUUGAAGGACAGCUAUGACUUUUUUUUUCUUUUUUCUUUUUUAUCUUUUAUUUUUUGUUUUUGCUUAAUUUUACUUCUUUGAAUUGUCUAGUUCUGUGUAUGUUUACUUGCUACUAAGCUGUGUGAUUCAAUUAGUAACUGACGUCAUUAGUGUUCUA